AUUCCUCCCAUAGUGAGGAGGCGCACUCGCUCCUCUCCAUGCAUCCAAAUGACGCGACAUCCGUGGUCUUGUUCCAGACUUUUCUCUUCACUUUUACAUUCUAUGUUGCGGAAUAUCGUGCUGCUGUCGUUUCCCAUAACAUCUACAUAAACAAAGCCUUGCAUUAACAAGCCCUCUGAUUGGAGGGCUCCCUGGGAGCUCUCUUCUGAUUGGCCCACAGGCUGCUUCUCUGCAGCUAGCUCAGCUCCAGGCGCAGCUUGCGCUGACACAGAUAAAUAGCCCAUUGACUGUUAGUGGCAGAGCUAGCUCCAGCACCACCGCUCCUUCUCCCACUGCAGCUGCCAUCAGUCUCCUGAACCUGCUCAAAAUUGCCAACAACAUGUACAACCCAUAUGGGAACCAGCGGCAGGGCCAGGGGCAGUACGGAGCAAACACCAACCCAGACUGUGACCCUCGCAUGGGAACAACCAAUAUGGGGCUUCCCUUCAACCCUCCUGGAGCCUCUGGAUCUGCUAACUCUCUGUCCAGUAGCAUGCCUAUGUUUUCACAGCCCAUGUCCUACAGACCCGAGUCAAGCCGCUCUGACGUUGACCGGAACAUUGACUUUCAGCUAAGCAGAGCCCGAGAGGAGGCACGACUUCUCAAUGCCCCACUGUCCCAGCCUUCUACCCAGCCGCCCUCACAGAUGAAACCCCAAAGGGAGGACAUCUACUCCCCCUUCUCCACCUACUCUGUUCCAUACUCUGCACCCUCCUCCACCUACUCCACACCCUCCUCCACCUACUCUGCUCCCUCCUCCUCCACCUACUCUGCUCCCUCCUCCUCCACCUACUCUGCUCCCUCCUCCUCUGGCCCUCGGCAGCCCUCCAGAGCCUCAGAUACAGACAGCGGAGUUGGUGGGUCACUUAGUUGGCUUUUGAACCUGAGCAGAUCCUCCUCAGCAGAACCACGGCCCUUUGUAUCCUCUUCUUCAAGCUCAAGCUUUCAGGGUGGCGGAGAGUCUCAAAGAAAUCGCAGCGAGUCUGUUAUUCCAGGACUGGGAGAUUAUCCAGACAGAAUGACGCCUCCACCUCCCCAAAGGAAAGACUCGGCUCCAGCAAAAUACAGUGCAGAGACGGCCGCCAACAUCCUUCGUCAUUUCAACCUGGAAAAAGAAGAUCUGGAGCAGUUGAUAUCUUACCCAGAAAAUGAAAUCACGCCAGACAGUUUACCACUCAUCCUGCGCCAAAUACGCAUUGAGAAGAGCCGGAAGUCAGCGGCCACAUCUUCUUACAAAGACUCAAGAAUGAGCGUUGAUGGUCACCAAGAACCUAAACAAAAUAAAAUUAUGGACUAUGCAAAGAAAGACAUGCCAGUUUCAGUGUCUAGUAGUGCAAUGGACUAUAACAUGGACAGAGCUUUGCAAAACACUACAUCUAGAGACUAUGCUAAAGAUAUACCACCGAUUCCAAGUAAAUCUGAAUUGGCGAAAGAAUCACCACCUGUUUUGCAACCUAGUAAAGUUAUUGAUUAUGGACACACCGGGAAAUACAUGGGAGGGUCUGGAGGAUCUGAUAGUAUGGGAACAAUUGCAAGAGCUAUCCAAGGUAUUAUGAAGAUUGAUACAGGAUUUAUAAGAGAACCGCUCCAACCACCACCUACAACCUCUCCAUCCAUGCCUGCAAAGCCAAUUAGCAGUUUGGUGUCACCAUCUCAAAACAGUGCUGUCCCCGUUGGUAGUUAUUCGUCAUUGUUUUCUUCAACCUUCACCUCUGCAAGUUCAGAUCUGAUCAAAAAACCACUAGGGACUCAAGCUCCUACGAUGUCAAAAUCAUUCAGUAUCCCAAAACAAGACACAGAUUUCAGACAACGCAAGCCGGAAGUAUUCACAGAGAAGGUGGAAAAUGUCAAACCACUUUCAAAGUUGUCACCACCCAGAAACACUAAGAAGACUGGAGUUGUCCUGGUUGACAGCAUCAAGAAACCAAAAGAUGAGGGUAAAAAGCAAGAUCUGCCAGGGCUUCAGAGCACAGCAGGACAAUCACCCAAUGUAGGAAUUUCAUCAUCAUUUGUUUCAAGGAAGAUUCUUCUGCCUUCUCCUCCAAAAGCAUCACCUAUUCCAACGUUAUCCAGCAAUGUCACAGGACGCCCCACAAUUAUCCCACCGGCAAAACCAAUACCGACUGUUGUGUCAAAAAAUCUAGGGAAUUUGGUGCCAGUGAUGACGCAACAAAAGUCACAACCAAAGGCCCAAACUAAGGCCCAGUCAAAGCCCCAACCAAACCCUAAACCAGCCCCUGCUCCACCCAAGGCAUCUACUGCAGUGAAGGGUUUGCCAACCUCUGCCAUGAUGCAGGACUACGCAGCUGCUUCACCGCGGUCCUUUCCACAUACCUGUUGUCUGUGUCACAAAGAAUGUGGCCAUAUGAAGGACUGGAUUACACACCAGAACUCCUCCCUCCACAUCGAGAAGUGCAAGUUUCUCCGUCUGAUUUAUCCUGAGUGGGAUGGUGAAGUAACACCCAGAGACCCCAAGCCUGCCUCCUCUGCCCAGCCAACGCCUCCGCUCAGUCAGUUGCUGAAACCUCGGAGGAGUUAUUCUCGUUCCCCCAGCCCCAGACGGAGAGACAAGCGCCGCAGCAGGUCCCGCUCUGCACACAGGCAAGCACGCAGAUCCCAUUCUGUGUCUCCUCCCUCUUCAUCACAUCGAACUCACACUCGAUCGCGAAGUCGUGAGCUUCGUGAGCCUUCUCCUCGCCGUGCAGAAGAGCGGCGGAGCAGACAGUCCCCAAAGCGCUCAGACGAUAAACGAGCCUCUCCAAAACGCUCAGAGGAAAGGCACUUACCUAGACAGACUAGGAGAAAAGUGUCCCCAGUAAGAAGCAGAGAGAGGCGAUACUCACCUUUGCGCUAUACUCCACCCAGGUACACAGGGUCCAGGUAUUCUCCAACAAGAUAUUCGCCCCCUAGAGGAUUUGACAGGUACACACCCCCGAGAUCAUUCGACAGGUUCACUCCACCUAGAGGCCAUGACAGAACAUCACUGUCGCCACGGGAGAGGGCAGAGCAGGCCAGGAGCAGCAGAGAAACGCGCUCCUCGUCCGAUAAAAGUUCUGUCCACAAAUCGACAACACAGAGGAAGAAGCAGAGACAUCUAGAGGAAAUGACCAAGCACGCGCUGGAGAGCUCCUCAGCUCUAAAGUCCCUGGCAAACACGACGGACCUGCCCGCACUGGCUGAGAUGCUGGUGCCCGUCAUUAUGUCACAGAUGAAGAAAAUGAACCCCUCUACAGCGCCCUCUACAGGCACAAAGAAGAAAGUGGUGAAGAAACCCACCACAACCACAGUGAAAAAGACCAUCUCCACUGCAGCCAAGCCCACUGCUGUGAAACCUUCUACGAUGGUGAGGCUGGGCUCCAUCAUCCCACCUCUGUCUCAUGAUGAUGUUGUGGCAUUCGCUGAACAAUUUGGGAAAACCAAAUCGGUUUUAUUGUUUCGACAAAAACACCAGGCUGUGGUUUGUUUUGAGAAAGAGGAAGAUGCGAAGAAACUCAGAAAUGCAAAAGAUAUUCAAAUCAAAGAGCAUCCGGUCACCAUCGUCAGAUAUAAGGAGGCAGUUUCCACGACUCAAAGGAAAUCUCCAGUGUCUGCCCUCAAAAAACCUCUGAAGUCUGUAGUAAAAGCCACAACUGCAGGAAAAUCUAUGCUCAAAUCAGCUGGAGCUAAGCCAACAGCUUCCAGAGCACCAGCCACUAAAUCAACUCCAUCAAAGUCUACAAUGAAGAAAACCUCUGCUACACCAAAACUAGAACCAACUAUGGACAAAAAAGCACAGGAAUCAGAAACUGACACUUCUACUACUACUAGUACUGUUGCUGCUGCUAAUAAUACAGCUAGUGCUAUCGCUGAAGUGGUUGUGACAAAGGAUAGAAAAGCCACCUCUAUUCAGAAUAUGAGAACGAUUCAGCGGUCCAGUCUUAAAGAAGUUCCAAUCCAAGAUGAAGCUAAAAAUAAUGACGCAAAACAAGAUGAUGAUGAUGAUUCGGAAGUGGCCGAAAUUAAAAAUGUUUGUAUGGAAACGAUUGAAAUUAGCAGUGGGACCGAUUGCGAAAAUGAGGAGAGACCAAAAGUAAACAAAAUGGUGGUUACAACAACUGCGAUUUUAACUGACAAGACAGAUUCUGAACAAAUGGAGGAGAAAGCAGUUACUGAAGAAAAAACUCCAAAUGAAGAAACUGUGGAAAGUGUCAAAAAUUUUGAGCAAAAUCUGGAAAAUGAUGAUUUGAAAAUACCAGAACCAAGCAUUUCCGCAGAUGAGAAGGAUUUGGGGAAAGUCGAGGCAAAACAGGUCACUGAAAAAAUUAUUCCGAGUGAAGAAAUUGUUGGAAAGAAAUUGGAAGAGAAUUUGGAUAAAGGUGAUAUGAAAAUUUCAGAAGGGGCAACACAACAAGAUCAGGAUUUAAUGGAAAAAGAUGCAGGUUUGACACAAAAAGAUAAUCAAAAUUCACAUUCUGAGACAACUUCUCAGCAAGAAAAGGGAAUAACUACCCAACAAAAUGAAAAUUCAGAGCCUUCAACAGAAGCGGAUGUUGCAGUGGAAAAAGAUGAAACAAUUUUCAUCCAAGAGGAGAAGGCCACGCAAGAUAAGCCAUCUGAAGAAAGCAAUUCUGUUAAAGAGGUUGCAGUGAUGGGUGUGCAGCCACAGGAGGGUGCUGUUGAGCAAAACAAAGAGAAAUCUGUAGAAAAACUGACAGAAAAAACAUCCGAAGCAGAAGAAGAGAAGAUGGAAGUUUUGACCACAGAUGCUGAAAAAGUCCAAGAUGAAAUGCCCAAGAAAGAAGACUCUGUUACCCCUGUGUCUGUGGAAGUGCAGCCGGACAGUGGAUCCAAACCGGACCCUAAACCGGACCCUAAACUGGACCCUAAACAACCGGACCCUAAACCGGUCUCAGUCCCAAUCCCACCAAAACCUAAACCAAAUCCUAGUCCAAAGUCAGAUCCUUUGACGUUGGGGGAGACUCUGGACAAACUACUCACCGUCUCUGCUUUCAAUACUAUUAAAAAUGCCACAGUCCUCUCACCAAAGUUCCUUCAGAAGAAUAACAAGAGGGUAGUUCUUCUCUCUAACCUGCCGGUGUAUAAUCCAGAAGACCCCUACACAGAGGAGCAACUGGUGACAAAACUCAAACCAUUCGGAUUCAAGAAUGAACCAAACAGUAUCUACAUCCUCCCUCAGUGUAAACUGGCUAUUGUUGCGAUGCCCAACAAAAACUCUCUUCAGGAGUUGGUGAAGAGAUUCGUUGAAUGUCCUUAUGAAAACGCCCUGUUCAGAAGCUCUCAACUGAAGCCUCACGUCAUCUUCAGUGGAGUUGAAAUGUUGCCGAUGCCUUUUUACUUAUCCCUGAUGCGAAUAUGUGAUAGACAUUUGCCUCUUGACAAUGGGGAGAAAACCGUUUACAUCACAAACAUUCCUCAGAGUGACAUGGCGGAACUUCAAAAGAUGAUAAAGAAAAUCGGCUUCAUUAAAAACUACAUGCCUCUCCUCAACAAGGUGUUUGUGGAGUUUGAGUCGACCCAGGCGGCUGAUGCUCUUGGAAUCUACCACAGCCUUUUAAAGAGGACUCCUUCAUAUGAGAUGUUCAGGAUGAACCCCCCUAAAAAUAAAGGCGUUCUUCUGUCUAAACAAGUGGCAGCUAAAGCAAUGCCAGACCCUUCAGAGAGUGUUCCUGGAGCGGUUCUUCCUGCAGCGAGUUUUGGAGUUCCUCUUGGAACCGACAGUCCGUUCUGGGUCACCAUGACGACCAUACCCUACUUUUACCCCACCCAGUCGCUAUGGUUCCUCAUCCCAGAAUAUGAGACGCUGGAGAAUAGAGCAAGCAAACAGUCAAAGCGCUUAGGUAACUGGCAGAAGAGGACCGUGAUGCUGACGGGCUUACCUGUGGGUGGGUACAGACACGAAGACGUGGUGUCUCUGGUCUGGAACCACCUGCUGGGCCAACACCUGCACAGCUUGUACUACAGCAUCAUAGUGCUACCUCUACAGAGACGGGCAUUUAUUCACUUUUGCAAUGCUGGGAAAUGUUCAAAAUUCUCUGAGGAUUACUUCAGACAAAAGAUCACUCUGAAAGGGAAUCUGCUUCACGCUCACUAUGUCAGAGAUAGAAAUGGACUGUUCCCUUUGUCAGACGAGGAUGAGAUGUACUGCGCAUUUAUGAAGCUGAGCAAUGCUGGCAUUCCGAGCAAACACCUGUUGAAGCAGAGGUUACUCAUUGUCUUUGUGUCUGAAGUUUCUUUUGACAUGAUCAGACUCGUGAUUGAAAUCGUCACCUCCGUCGCCCCCAUCUUCGGAUACCUGCCUCUGGCCAACAGGAUUUGUAUUGAAAUGGCUGAUUCAAAUGACGUCCCCAAAGUAAAGGAAAGAUUCUCCUCCUACACACCGGAGAUCUGGAAAGCACGGAUUUGGAAUAAAAUCGUGGGUUUGGAGACUUGCAUUGAGUUGAAAGAGCGUGUUAAGAACUCUGGGAAUACUGUUGUAAGCCUGGGUAACCCACCUGGCCCAAAACCUUAUGAAAAACCUGCUCAAAUGGAAACUGAAACAGCCAAAGAGGAAUCAAAUACAACUUUGACAGAGGAUUUGAACAGAGAGAGUAGAGACAAAGAAGAGCAACCACAAAAUGAAGGAGCUGGAGAGGUGAAGACUGAAGAGACCGCAGUAGUGACUGAAAAAGAGAAACCAAAAACUAUGGAAACUGACCAAAAAGAGAGCUCAGUUGCUGCGUCUUCCUCAGCUCCUUCCAAAGAGCAGGGCCCAGAUCUUCCUCGCCUCGAUGAGGACAUGUUCAGACUCCUGACAGCAGCAGUCCGAGAGCACAGACGCCACAAACAUCAAUCCUCAGACAGCGAGCAGGAGGACAGGAAGAGUCAAACUUCAGAAGACUCCACCACCCGUUGUGGCUCCUCUAGGGACUUCCCGUUUGAAGACUUGUCUGACUUUGUGAUGGUUGAUGAAAUUUCAGAAGACGACGUAGAUCACAGCUCCAGCCGCCACCAUCACUCCUCCUCUUCCUCCACUCGUAGGUCCUCAGAUUCGCGUAGAGACAAAGAAAAACCCAGCUCCUCCUCCUCUGAUAGGUACCACACAUCUUCACGGCCUUCCAGAGAAUCAACAAAAUAUUCUUCCUCAACAUCCUCUAGCUCAAGGUACAACAAAGAUGGUUUCAAAAGUCCAUCUACUUGCAGCUCUAAUUCUUCCUCUCCAAGAAAAGCUAGCGAAUCCUCAAAGUCUAAUUCUAGCAGCAGAUCUUCUACUUCUCAUGAAAAGCAUUCAGAAAGAUUAGACAAAUAUAAGAAAGACAGUGAAGCGUCUAAGUCUGGCCACAAGGGAGCAGAAAAGAGCUCAAAAUCUCAUGAGGAGAAAGGGAAAUUGCAACAUACCGCAAUUGUUGUGGAAUUUAACAAGGAAACUGUUCGAGAGUUAAGAGAGGUUAGUGAUGAAGGCUAUGAAAUUAUUGACGCUGUGGAUGAUCAGAAUUGUCCCAAUGAAAUGACUGAAGAUACAAAGCAAAUUUCAGAAGGUUUUGAAGUUGUGGAUUCAGUCGAUGAAGCAGAUAAAACACAAGAAGAGGGAGGGGGGUUUGAAGAGUCUUUCCAAGUGCUAGACACUGUCACUGAAGAACAAGCCAAGGAAGAACCAAACAGUGAACAUCUGUCUGCAGAAAUUACAAACCAGGAAUUAGAUGCACCGCAAUCUAUGGAUUCAAAACCAGAAACGAGAAACAAAAGAAAAAGAGAUGACAAUGAUGGCGACGUUUGCUCAAAAACUACCAAAACAGAUGACCAAGGAGGUACUGAACAAGAAACAUUUGAGAUCCUGGAUUCUAUUGAAGACCAAACUACUAUAGAAGAUCCACAAAACAAUGAGAAUGAUGAGAAAUUAGUUGAAAAUGCAGAAUUUCAAGUAAUUGAUGAGGUAGACGAUCGACCCAAGUCUGAUUCUGAAUGUAAGAUGAGUGAAACUACUAGCAGCAGAUCAACAAGAAGUGGACGACAGACAAGAAGUGAGGAGAAGGAAAAAUCACCAAAACGCUAUGCACGAACCGCCAGAAAAACGGAAACAAAGAGCAAAUGUGAGUCAAGUUCUUCAAGAAUUGAUGAAGAAAUUAUUGAAGAAUUUAAAGUUGUUGAUGUGGUAGAAGUAGAACCAGCACAAGAUGAGGAAAAGGUGACUGUAAGACGUAGCACCCGCGGAAGGAGAGAGGAGAAGGCAGAGAAAGUUUUGGAUUCAGCUGGAAACAGUUCUGAAAAACAUGAUGUGUCUAUAAGAGAGAGAAGGUCCAGAUCGGUCAAAACAGAUUCCUCUACAGAUGAAAAAUUGCACAAAGAUGAUUCAAAAUGCAAAGCAAGAAACUCACAAGAGAGACAUGAACACAAAAAGGCAACAAAAGCUGGUAAAGACUGUAAAGAAAGUUCUGCUGAUUUGGAGCAGGGUGCAUUUGAGAUUUUGGAUGCUGUUGAGGAGGACAAAGCAACAGUUUCAGAAAAGUCAACAAAAUUAUCCAAAACAGAUUUAGACUUGAAUGAAAAAUCGCCCAAAAAUGAACCAAGCCAUAUUGGAAGGAAAUCCAAGGAAAGAAGCGAAAGCAAAUCAGCUGCAAAAAACAACAGUUCCACAAAUUUGGAGCAAGGAGCAUUUGAAAUUUUAGACGAAGUUGCAGAAGAAACUGCCACAAUUUCUGAGAAGUCCACUAGAAGAAAAUCAUCCAAAAGUGAGAAAGAUACACCAUCACGAAGUCGGCAAACUCCAGCAAAAGAGUCCCAAGAGACCAAAAAGGAUGGAGGAGAAGAGACAUACACAAUUUUAGAUUCAGUUGAAGUUUCAACUAGGUCUACAAGGCAAACAAGGUCAUCCCAAAGAGACCAGUCCUCAGAUUCGUCAUUGAAACGCAAUACGCCAACAAAACGUGGAAGAACUCCUGCCAGUGAAACAAAAAAAUCGGACACUAAAGAUUUGCCUAAAGUUGAGCUUCAAGAAGCAAUCGAAGAGGAGUUUAAGAUACUUGAUGCCGUGGAAGACGAACCAUCUCCAAAAGGGAAGAGGGGUAGGCUGAUAAAGCAACCCCCAAAGAGUGCGUUGAAAUCAGACAAAAAAAUCAUAUCUCCCCUGAUGGAGGAAAGUAUGGUAGAGGAACAUAUCGAAAAGCAAGGCGAAUCAGAAGUUGCAAUGGAAAUUUCAGAAGAAAUUUUUAAAAAGGGGGUUGAGGAAGAUGAGGAAGAACCAGUGUAUGAAGUUAUUGAUUCAUUAGAAGAAGAUCAAAUUGCAGAAGAACAGACUGCAUGUAUCGAAAAUAACAUGGAAACUCUAAUGGUGGAAACUGGUAAAAAUGUAUCUGAAAAUGUUGCAAAUGCAGUGGAAAAACACAUGGAAGAACUUUGCCAACAUGAUUCAAAUAAUGCAGAUGAUUUGGCAGUUAAAGAUGGCAAUAUUGAUGAAAAAGAUGUUAAAAUGCAAAAGGAAAUUGGUUCAGUAUCGAAGGACGGCCCCGAAAAACUUGUUGAAGAAUCACCAAGUCGAAGUGUUGUUGAAACUUCUGAAAAAGAGCAAGAGCAAUCUGGAAAUUUGAGUGACCGUGCAUCUCAAGAUUUGGAGAAUAAAUCAGUUGAUGAUGCUGCCAUUUUGGAAGUUGAAAAGACGGAAAAACAAUCUACUAGAACAACAAGAUCAACAAGAAGUGGGAGAGCCUGUCUCAGAGAGGAAAUAUCUCCAAAACAGCGAGCAAGCAGAAAAAGUGACACCAAACAAGAGUCAAUUCAGAAAAAUGAAAAGAAAAAGGCAGGAAUUGUGGAAGCAAAAUCAGAAAAUCCAGAAUCUAUAACAUUAAAAUAUGCUGUUGAUGAGAAAUAUUGUGUUUUGGACUCUGUCGAAGAUGAGAAAGAAGAUGGAGAGCAAGUUCCACAAGCUGCAGCUAAGAGGAGGGGCAGGCCACGCAAACAACCCAGGAAAAGUGCUUUGAAAUCUAAUGAUGUAGAACUAAAGUGUGUAGUUGUUGAAGAUUUGAAGGAAGGCAAAACGGAGGAUGUCUCAGAAAAGCAGAAACAGGAAAAAUCUCAAACCAUUUUGGAAGAAGUCGACAAAAAUGAAGAAGAUGAGGAACCAUUAUAUGAAGUACUAGAUGCUGUAGAGGAAGACCAAGAAGAGGACACAGAAUCUUCUGAAAUUAUCGGUGCAACAGUUGAGGAAGAGGAAGGUUUGAUCCAAAAAGAUAGUCCGUCUAAUGAACAGGACAAAUUAGCUUGUGGAAUUAGCCAAGAGAUUGAAAACGCUGAAGUUGAAAAUGUGAAAUUGCAAAAACAAAAUUUGGAAACACCAGAAGGAAUUUUUGACCAGGCAAGUUCAGUAGAAAUUGUGGAAAAUGUACAAUUUGUAGAAAAAGAUUGUCAAGCUACAACUAUUGAGACCAAACCUAAAUCAGAAUUUUCAAGAAGAGAAGAGACUAGAGUUGGAAAACCAUCUGUUCAUGAUGAAACUAGCAAAAUACUUCAAUUUGAAAUGGAUCAAACAUGUAAUACAGCCUUAGAGAAUAAAAUGGCUCAAGAAUUGGCCAAUUUGAUUAGUGCAGAGCGUCAAAAGGUUGAUAUGAAUUUAGAUGCAGUUAGCGAUGAAGAGGAUUUUCCAGAAUAUGUCACAGAAGAGGAAGAUGGGUUAGUAAUUUUAGAUGAAAUCGUGGAAGAAGAGGAUGAAGAGACAGAGCUAAGAAUCGAGGAGGAGGGGCAAAACAUGGAAAGGGUAGAGCCUGGGGUGGAUAGGGAGGAGCUAAAGACAGAGGAGGCGGGACUGGAGCAAAAAGAGGAGGGAGUGGAGCUGGAGCAAAAAGAGGAGGAGCUAAAGGAAAAGGAGGAGGAGCCUGUAAAAGAGAGGAAGGAACUAAAGGAGGAAUAUGUCCAAGAGCCAUGCCUACUCACUCAGGACCAAUCAGAACCAGCCAAGCCAGAAAUACAGGAAACUCCACCUGAAUCUGCAGAGGAGGAGGCUGUGACUGCAAGAGAGUUUCAAGAAACAGACCUGACCAAAGCAGUCAAACGCAAAUAUGAAGAAGACACAGAAGAAGUUCCAACCUUUGUGACAGUGGAUGAAGUGGGAGAAGAAGAGAUGGAGGAGCAGACUCCAAAAGGCAGAGGCCGGGGUCGGAAGAAGGGCAGAAAAACACCUGUGAGAAAAUCCACUCGUGGCAGAAAGGUGGCCCAAAGAGACGAUGAGCUGGAGGAGGGUCAGACAGAGCCAGUGGAGGGCGAGGCCUUGCCCAGUUUGAGUGCUGAACCUGGGGAGAAGGAGCAGGAGACUGCCCCCUCUCUGGAGCUCCAACCAGGGACUGAGAGCGAGGUAGAGGCAACCCAGGGCCAGUCUCUAGAAAUGGGCAUGGAGACAGAUGUCAGAGUUGGCAGUAAAAGGAAGAGUUUCCCCAUGGACCUGUACACGAAGCGCUCUCGAUCUCAGUCGCCUUCUGUUCGAUCAGACACAAAACUACCCCCGUUCAGACCCAACCACCCACUCGGUCAGGACUUUGUGGUGCCAAAGUCGGGUUACUUCUGUAACCUUUGCUCUGUGUUUUAUCUGACUGAGUCCACGGCCCGAGAGCAGCACUGCAGCAGUCGACGCCACUAUGACAAUCUCAAGAAACAUUUGGAGAGACAAUCCCGAGCUGCAAGUGAAUUUUGAAGACUUGGAUCACACUGAUUUAUAACACCAAAUAUUCACAUCAUAUUAUUCUAAAUUUGGACAAAAGACUACAGUACAUCUCUUCAUUUGUGCCUUGUUGUAACUUGUAUUGCACAGUUUGCCUCUGUUAAAUGUUAAAUAUUUCUUAUAUGAGCUGCACAUUUGUAUUGCCAGUGCCAUUAUUUUUAAAAGUGCACUAUGUAACUUUCUGGUACAGGAUCACAAUCACAUGUCAUUGCUUUGCCUGGAAUGUUCCACAGUAUGGCAUUAAAUCUAUCAGUCUCCAAAUAAGAAUGCAUGUUUUUGAAGUUUGAGUUAUAAAAAACACCUGUAAUUAUUAAAUACAUGCAAGCUAGAUAAGUUUAAUGCCUUUCAGUGGAACAUUCCAGACAAUGCAACAAUAUCUAACAUCUCCACGGAGACAAGGGAGUGACUCAUCAGAAAAGUUUCAUAGUGCAACUUAAAAUUUUGGAUGAUAAACGGACAAAAUAAGACCUCUUCACGCAUACUUUAGUUGUUACAGGAUUUCUACUGAACAGAAUGCAACCAGCAAGAGGUAAGUAUUUUAUAGAUUUCAGGAUGCUAUAAAAAUAAGAAUAUCCAGUAUAUAUUGUCAGGAAAACUGUGAAAAAGCUGCUAAAAAAACAGAAAGUCAUCCAUGCAAGGAUCAUAUUUCUUUAGUGUUCUUUAGUUUGAUAGACCAUGCCUCCCAAGACAUUGUAGCACAUUUUUGAUGGAAAAAUAUGAUCUGAUUAUUAAAAGGCGAAUCCCAAAAUAAGACAUUUAUUCAUUAAUUGUCAGAGUUGGCAGCCUACAGCUGGAUUCAGACCAGGACUAAACCAGGACUAAGCCAGAUCUACCGUUCUCUGUGAAAAUGUGGAAGACUAAACCAAAAGUAUCUGGAAUUAAAAUACAACUAAACCAGGUCUGAAAAAGAAUUUGAAGUGGUCUUAAAUUUCUCUGAACUGAGGCCAGGUCUAAACAACGACUAAACACUUAAAGUGUGUUCCAUAGAGGGUCUAGGAUUUGGUUUAAGGCAGGUCUAAACCAGGACUUUUGUAGGCAUUAUCUUUUUUUGAGUGCACUUAAUUAAACAUUUAGUCUGACCUCUUCCUUUUGAGUAUUUUGUUAUCAACGUUGGUUGAUCAAAUAUUUAGUAUAUUUCAAAAUGUGAAAAGAUUGAAAGUUUUAAGUAUGAUUCAAAUUGUGUUCAAAUUGUUUGAAUCCCAUCUUGUAUUUUUCUGUUGGCUCUGGCACAUAUGGUCCACUGUUUAAAUGUAAUGAGACAGAGAAUUAUGUAGAUAAAGAAAAACUUUCUAUUGGAAAGGGUCCAAAUAGUUUAUUUCUCCUCUUGUACAUUAUUUUGUAUAUAAACUACUGUUAAACUGAAUAAAUACAUUUUGAUGAUA
Molecule: messenger RNA, 13101 nt
Organism: Boleophthalmus pectinirostris (great blue-spotted mudskipper)
Lineage: Eukaryota; Metazoa; Chordata; Actinopteri; Gobiiformes; Gobiidae
Exons: 35
Coding region: 380-11692 (3770 amino acids)
Cellular component (GO): nucleus
Molecular function (GO): zinc ion binding; RNA binding
Source: RefSeq, a predicted model, not a curated record